AUGGAAUUCUUGCCCGAUCAUUUGAUCGAAAUACAUGUGUGUCACUUUGUGCAUUUAAAAGACCGAUGGCAUAAUUUAGCUUGGGUUUCAAAGCGCUGGCGACGACUUACGAUUGCGUCCGUCCAUCGUGAGUCGCACGUCGACUUGACAUGGUGUACGGGUCAAACUGAACUUAAAAAGGCUGUGGCCGUGCUAGUUGAUCGUCAGCACAGCACAACAGAGAGCAAUUUCAUGUCUAAGGUUUCACAAUUACAAAGUGUGGCACUUUAUGGUCCGUGUGUCACAUCUCCAUUGCUAUCACAUGUUGUCGAGGGUCUUCAUUCAAAACAAUUGCGGCAUGUGGACGUCGAGUCGAAACAAAUCUCGGAUUCAGCACUGGAGCAGCUCUGUCGCUGUGUGAGUCUUCAAACGUUGGCCUUACACUGUAUCAGACUUACAAAUAAAUCGCUCGUCGCAAUUGCACGCGCAUGUUUUAAACUCACUAAAGUCGAUUUAUCAGGCUCUUUGCGCGUUCAAGACGAAGGAAUUCUCGCAAUUGUGAUCAACUGUCCAUUACUUCAAAAGAUCAACCUCACAAUGUGUCGACGGAUUACUGAUCGUUCGAUCUUGGCGCUAGCAAAACACACAUCAUUAACAUUAGAUGAAAUUAUCCUCGAUCGCUGCCUAAAGAUUUCGGGUCCCGCAAUUCGCUGUCUUUUCAAAUCUCAGCGUAACCUUAGAUCCUUUUCCUGUGCACGCUGUCCAAAGGUUCAAGGUGCCGAUUUCUACAGCUUUCAACCUCUCAAGACGAAGACAAGCUGCGCACUCUCCACACUUGAUGUUAGCGGGUGCGCUGGGUUAGACGACGUUGGUGUAGCUGCACUAGUCGCAUCCAAUCGAAAGACACUACGAUCACUGAAUCUCAGUACAUUGCACUCACUUAAUGGCGCAACAUUUACAACUAUCGCACAAUGCACAGAGCUUCAGUCACUCAAUCUGUCACUAUGUCGGACACUUAACAACCAAGACCUCAGUGCAAUCGCAUCUGGAUGUCCACAGCUUUUGACUUUGUUGCUAUCAGGAUGCAUUGCACUGGAUGAUUUGGGGAUUAAAUCAUUGGCUUCUAAAGCUUUGAGUCUGCAGCAAUUGUCACUUGAGUUCUGCUAUAACAUUACGGAUGAAGGCAUUGCUGCCAUAAUCUCGCACUGUCAGCAGUUGCGACACUUAAAUAUCAAAGCGUGCAAUAACCUCACAAUCGCAUCGUUUCGCACGUUAUCACGACGAAAAUUGCCGUUCGAAACACUAUACAUUGGAGCUUGUGCCAAUAUGGAGACCACGGCGGCUUACUAUUCGAUUGUGAAGCAUAAAUUCCCUCGAUGUCACAAACUAGGUUUGUUCUCGGAAUAUCCGUCUUUAUAUAUCGACACAAGCCGACCGUUUUGCGUGAGCCAUCCAUCGACCAAGUACAUUUUAACAUACGAUAAAAGAGUGUCAGUUGACAACAUUGAAGGCAUGUCAGGUCGUAUUCCUAAUGUCAGUACUCGAAUUGUUCCUAAGAGCAUCACACUACCCGAGACUGGGAGUUGUUUCGACACAACGUCAAUACUUACAAAGCGACCUUCAAACGAUAAAGGCGACGACUCGGCGCACAUUAGUGCCUUCUCGUUGUCAAAAUCCUCGAAACCACACACGACUGACACUUUCCUCCGCAAGGGUCAAGGCUCUGGAGGAACUGCUGAUCUCGAGAAAAGUUUGAAGGCAGAGAAACUUGAGUAUUUGUCUCCUCGGUCACGACACCAACAACCAGCUGCUUUUCGAGAGCGACCUAAUCCACCCGAUACGUCGUUUCGAAGAUUCUAUGAGCGAGCUGAUUUACCGAUUCAGAUCGACCAUGGAGGUGUACGAAACAUGGUGGCGUGGAAAGUGGAUAUCACGAAGCUUGAUUUUCACCACUAUCUCCCGAUAUUCUUUGACGGACUGCGUGAAGUGGAGGAACCAUAUGCGUUUCUAUCCGAACAAGGGAUUAAAGAUAUGCUUAUUAAUGCAAGCAACAAAGUAUUACCAGUCGUUCCACAGCUCAUCAUUCCAAUAAAAAGUGCUCUUAACACACGCAAUGCACGAAUCAUAGUCAAAACUUUGCAUAUGUUGCAGCUUAUGGUAACAUGCGAGUCUGCAGCUCAACCAAGUGGGGGCCCAGGACUCAUUGGUCAAGCUCUUGUACCAUAUUAUCGACAACUUCUUCCUGUUUUAAACAUUUUUAUUCGAAAGAAUGAUAAUAUUGGAGAUGCUAUUGACUACAGUCAGCGUAAGCAAUUGAAUCUUGGAGAUCUCAUUCAACAAACUUUGGAGAUCUUGGAGAUUCACGGAGGCGACGAUGCUUUUAUCAACAUUAAAUAUCUCAUUCCCACCUACCAAAGUGUGUGCUUGGGCUAA
Molecule: messenger RNA, 2412 nt
Organism: Plasmopara halstedii
Lineage: Eukaryota; Oomycota; Peronosporomycetes; Peronosporales; Peronosporaceae
Exons: 10
Coding region: 1-2412 (803 amino acids)
Molecular function (GO): Hsp90 protein binding; Hsp70 protein binding
Source: RefSeq, a predicted model, not a curated record